AUGCCGAUGGCCUUGAAACUGUUCCCUUCUAUGGAACUGUCUGCUUGCAUUCGGAUUGUCAAGGAAGGAAUUGCGCCACUUAUUCACGAGGUACUUGCAAAGCAGGAGCUCGCAGUUGAGACUUGCGUCCGCAUCAUCGACAAACUCAAUCUACUCUGGUCAGAUAUGGAUCGCAUCGAGGCUCUAAACGAAACUCUUCAACCCUAUUCACUUCGCGAACUGGCCGAUCUCUACCUUUUGUUCCACUACGGACCUGAAGUUGGAGACACUGUUAUGCUGCGCACUGCGAUCCUUCGUAACGCUGGUCUUGAGCUCGACCCAGCUCGUGACAAGGACAGUGCUCUUGCGGCUAUUCACGAACUUGCAAGCAUUUAUGCAGAGUAG
Messenger RNA from Exophiala spinifera, 384 nucleotides. RefSeq lists its product as uncharacterized. Lineage: Eukaryota; Fungi; Ascomycota; Eurotiomycetes; Chaetothyriales; Herpotrichiellaceae. The coding region runs from base 1 to 384 and encodes 127 amino acids. The record is from RefSeq and is a predicted model, not a curated record. The transcript has a single exon.